Molecule: messenger RNA, 1077 nt
Organism: Saxophila tyrrhenica
Lineage: Eukaryota; Fungi; Ascomycota; Dothideomycetes; Mycosphaerellales; Extremaceae
Exons: 1
Coding region: 1-1077 (358 amino acids)
Molecular function (GO): hydrolase activity
Source: RefSeq, a predicted model, not a curated record
AUGGCCUCAACCAUCAAGACAAGAAUCCUGAUCAUAUCGGACACCCACUGUGCGCAGUUGAGCAAAGACGAAGAUGCUCCAAGCACAUAUCCCACGCCACCGUUCAAAUCACCAUUACCAUCAGCAGAUCUCCUGAUUCACUGCGGUGAUCUCACGCACAAUGGCCUCAUGGAGCAGUAUCACCGGACUCUGGACAUGAUGAAAGAGAUCGACGCGCCGGUAAAAGUCGCCAUCGCUGGCAACCACGAUUUGACCCUUGACCGAGACUAUAUUCUGAAUCACGUAGGCAAGAUGGGUGCUCAAGGUGCCUGGAACCUAGCUGGCUCCAAGGAUGAGGCUGAACGCAUAGUCCAAAAGGCGACAGACUUGUGGCUGUCUCCUGAGGGACGGGCAAGACAGGAAGGAGUUCGCCUGCUGGGAGAAGGGAUCCAUGGUAUUGACCUGCCUAACGGUGCUCAUGUUAAAGUCUACGCCAAUCCAUAUACGCCUGAGUUCUGCGAUUGGGCGUUCGCGUACGAGCACAACGAAGACAGGUUCAACCCGCCUGAGACAACUCUUCAGAACGCUUCCAACAUUGCAGCCGAGGCGAUGCCGACCUUUGACGAGCAACAGCCGAUCGAUGUAUGCAUCACGCACGGCCCGCCAUACAAACGACUCGACGAGGUUAUAGGGUCACAUGAACCAGUGGGCUGUCCGCAUCUCUUGAGAGCAGUGAUGCGCGCUCGACCUUUGGUACAUUGCUUCGGUCACAUCCACGAAGGUUGGGGCGGUGAAAGGGUCACAUGGUCUCAGGACGUGAGUGAUGUCUCUAUUCGUUCAUGUUCGUUGGAGAACUGGAAGAACGGCGAAUGGAAGGCUGGUGUGGCGCAGGAUGGGGAAGGGAUUGAGCCGGUCGAUGUCGACAUGGACGAGGCCAGAGCACGACAUGGCACCUUUCUUGACCUAUCCCAUGACGGUGAACGUGGCUUGGCGAGAGGAUCCGAGACACUGUUCCUGAAUGCCGCCGUGAUGACUGUUCGAUACAAACCUCUCAAUCCAACGUGGGUGCUGGACCUGGAUCUCCCCGCGCGGAGCUGA